This is a messenger RNA of Dentiscutata erythropus, 1151 nucleotides long. The record is from the annotation of a GenBank genome assembly. NCBI's taxonomy places the organism in Eukaryota, Fungi, Glomeromycota, Glomeromycetes, Diversisporales, Gigasporaceae.
AUGGAAAAAUAUUUUUUAAACGAAACCCCUGAGAAAAUAACAAUAAUAACUGCAAUGAUACUUAAAGCCUUAAUUCUCAACAAAAAUGAAAAAGAACGUUUCGAAAAAUUAAUGUCUCUUGAAGAUACCAAGGCUGACGUUCAUUUUAAAGCUCUUGAAGCACUCAUGGAAGCGGGCGCGUUGAUAAUACCAGUAGAAAUUUCUCAGUGGAAAGAAGAUGCCGAGGAAAAUAUUAAUAAGCUGCAAAAAAUUUUGAAACAUCGCAUAGAAUCAAAAAGUGUAUUUAAUCGAAGUACUGUCUCACGUCUCUGUUCUCAACUAUACAAGAAACUAAGUAAUACGGAUGUUGAAGAUUUGACGUACGAUAAUCCACUAGCAAGUGGCAUUAUAUGUAAUGAAUCUGAAUUAACGGGUAUUUUGAAAAUGAAGCUUGAAAAUAAUUCUGAUUUAAAACAAUCUUCUGAAAAUUUGGUGAAGAGUCAUCAAGCAUGGAAAAACAGAAGGAACAAAAUACGCUUUGGAAAUAAUGUAGAUUAUGGGAUUUUGUUUGACGAAAGAAAAGAUAUAAUUAAAUUUGCAAGAAGAAUAUCUAACACUCUUGAUAAUGCAUGGAGGUCACAACAUUAUGCUAUGAUGGCCAGUUCAUUAGAACAGAUUAAUGAAGGAACAUACGUUGCAGAGGUAUUAGCACCUUUGCUAACCGCUACUUUUUCAGAAUUACCAAUCCCUAUGAUGGGAGAAAUUGAGAGUCCUUCUAGUAAGGCUCGUAAAAAAUCACGUGGAGAUAAACCGGAUUUUAUGUUACGCGUGAAAGUCGGUGAUAAAGAACUAGAAUUAGUUAAUAUGGAAACAGGACGACCUGAAUCUGAUUGGCGGAAACAAAUUUCUGACCAUAAUAGACUAGCACGUGGCGGACGGUAUCUAUCAAUUCAUGUUUUUUCCAAAGCCAAAGAAGGAUAUUAUCGUUUUGUUAAGAUGCGUCAGACUGAGAUUCCCCUGUUUGAAAGCAAGCCUGAUCAAGUAUUUGAGUUGAUGCAAUUAUUGUUAGAAUUACGAACUGCUGUUAUUUCGACAGCCAGAAUGCUAUUUUAUCGAUACACAACAAGACGUUAUAAAAAGUAUAAGAGUAGUGUUUCUGGCAUUAAACAAAC